This is a messenger RNA of Seminavis robusta, 2712 nucleotides long. Lineage: Eukaryota; Bacillariophyta; Bacillariophyceae; Naviculales; Naviculaceae. The record is from the annotation of a GenBank genome assembly.
AUGUUGUCCAACCAAACCGCCAAACCGAACACUACCGAACAACGAAAACUAAAAGAAAAGCACCCUGCAAAACAGCGAAACCUAGCUGAAACGAAGCACACAAGCAACAAGCAAACACCACCACACCACCAACUCUUCAGCCAGAGCAUCAGAGCCACAGCAACCUACAUUGAACGACCAUUGAAGCAGCAGCAACAAAAAUUGACAGUAGAAGAGAACAGAGUAAAUUACCACAAGAUGAUAGAUCUCUCCAAGGGAGAAAUCCUCCGAUGCCUCUUUGAUUCCAUUCCAGCCCACAUCGUGGUCAAAGACUUGGAGGGUCAAUGUAUUCUGGAAAACGAAGGUGGGGCAGUGCACAGUUCGAGUGCUUCUCAAACUGAAGCGGUAAAAUCCCUCGACGGCGACGACGAGUCGAGUCGAUGUACCAACACGACAACUCCUAGCCAUGAGUCCUCCUCGUCGUCGUACUUUGGGAGUGGCGCUCCCGUCGUCUUUCCGCUCAAGGAUUCCAAGGGCACAGUUAUUGGCUCGUGCGAGUUUACGGGCUCGACUACCACCACCACCAACAACAACAACAAGACGAUGAUGAUGGUGGAAGAUCGCUUCGACAGUGAUCCAUCGCAUUUAGAGGAAGACGUGGAAAUCGAAGACACGACAAAAUACAUUCCCAUUUUCGAAGAUGGCUUGUACCACGAAAUGAUUCAAAACAUUCAAACCGCCAUUGCCGUCUGUGAGGUGGUCACGGAUGAAAACGAUCAACCCAAUGACUACACUUUCUGCGACAUCAAUCCAGCCUUUGAACAGUUCCUCGGAGUCAGCGCCGCCGACUGUGUGGGCAAACGACUCACCGAGGCGUUCCCGGGUAUUGAAGGCGAUCAAGCCGAUUGGAUCCAGCUCUUUGGCACUGUGGGUAUUACUGGGGAAACGCAAAAGUUUACUCAUUUCUCCGAGCAUCUCAAGAAUUGGUAUUCCGGCGUGUGCUAUCAGAUUGAUCCCAAGAAACGGAGAUUUGCCGUCCUGUUCAUGGAGAUUUCACAACAAAUGGAAUCCCAAGAAGCACUGCGGGAAAGCGAAGAACGACAUCGCAACUUGUUCGAGUCCAUGAUACAGGGAGUAGUCUAUCAAGAAGUCUCGGGCGCCAUUAUUGCCGCCAACCCCGCGUCGGAACGGAUUCUAGGCUUGACGGUCGAUCAAAUGUGCGGACGCACGUCCGUCGACCCCCGAUGGAAGUCGGUCCGAGAAGAUGGAUCCGACUUUCCCGGAAACGAGCAUCCCUCCAUGCAAGCGCUGAAAACGGGUCAAAAAGUGACGGGCGUCAUCAUGGGCGUGUAUCAUCCGGAAAGCGAUGAAAACCGCUGGAUCACCGUGGAUGCCGUCCCGCGCUUCAAACCAGGAGAAGACAAGCCCUAUCAAGUGUACGCGACCUUUACCGAUGUCACGGAACGAAAACAGUGGGCCGACAAACUCUUGCGUGCCAAAGAACAGGCCGAGAUUGCCGACAGACUCAAGAGCGCCUUUUUGGGACAAAUGAGUCAUGAGAUUCGAACGCCACUGAACGGUAUCAUGGGACACAUUGAUUUGGCUUUGAGCAAUGGACUCUCGGAAGAAUUGCGCAAGGAAAACGUGGAAGGCCUCAACAUUGCCAAGACUAGUGGGGCACUCCUGCUGUCCAUCAUUGAAGACAUUCUUGAUCUGUCCAAGAUUGAGGCGGGCCAAAUGGUGGUACACAAGGAUGAAUCAUUCUCCGUCAAGGGAACCAUGGGGCAAACGACAAGUAUCGCGGAGGCAAUCAUCAUAUCCAAAAACAAAGGCAUCCAGUUUGUGUGCAAUGUGGAUGACCAAAUACAGGAUGUCAUACUAGGGGAUCCUUUUCGACUGCAGCAGGUCAUCAACAAUUUGAUAUCCAACGCAAUCAAAUUCACCAACAAUGGCAAAGUCGAGCUUAACAUCAAGAUUAUCAACGCGGACACUUUGGAGUUCUCGGUGCUCGAUACGGGAAAGGGCAUUCCCGCUACACACGUGGAAUCGAUUUUUGAGCCGUUCCGUCAGGUUGACAUCUCGGAUACUCGACAGCAUGGAGGCACAGGACUGGGCCUAACAAUUUCACGAAAGCUGGUGAAUAUGAUGGGUGGCGAGAUGCGUCUGGAGUCGAGCGUGCUUGGCCCCAUUCGAGGGUCUCUUUUCGCUUUCACGCUGCCGUAUCGUCCAAGUCAGAUGAAGCUUAAGUCACCGCUCCCCUCGUUGGCCAUGCCAGCUUCUAUCAUCAGUCAAAGUAAAGAAAGCGACAAGGAAAGCAAAGCCAAACACGACAAAUGCAAGAUUCUCGUAGCGGAAGAUGACCCGGUGAGCCGCAAGUUGGUCCACAGGAUGCUUAAGAGGACAGGCUAUGAUGUCACGCUUGCCUGCAACGGGGAAGAAGCAGUCAAUGCCUACAACUCAAUACAAGCAUUAGGGGAUGUUUAUGACAUUGUGCUCAUGGAUGUGCAAAUGCCAAUCCUUGACGGCCAUGAAGCCACCAGACGGAUACGAGAGCAGGAAAAGAGGUCAGGCGAAACCCCGAUCCCAAUCAUCGCCUUGUCUGCUGGAGCCAUGAAAGGGGAAAAGGAGCAAGGUCUAUCCUUCGGAAUGACAGACUAUUUGACCAAACCAGUGGACUUCAAGCGGCUAGUAGCAACUCUGGAGCGACACCUUGGCAGUAAGUCUUCCUCAUGA